Molecule: messenger RNA, 744 nt
Organism: Serendipita indica DSM 11827
Lineage: Eukaryota; Fungi; Basidiomycota; Agaricomycetes; Sebacinales; Serendipitaceae
Source: the annotation of a GenBank genome assembly
AUGAACUCGACGGAAAGCAGAGACAAGAAAUCAAACACGACCAUUGUUGAUACUUCUGAUGAUCUCGUCACGUCUCCGGAUCCAACUCAUCCAGCGAAUCUGAUCCCAGAACUCUGUCGCCAUUUUUGGACGAUUGGAUGGGCUACAGGGACUGGUGGUGGGAUUUCAAUCCGGGACGAUGACAAAGUAUACAUCGCACCCUCUGGAGUACAAAAAGAACGCAUCAAACCAGAACACAUCUUUGUUCUCCCUUACCCACAGUCUGAACCUCCUCUCGCCUCUACUGCAGACACGCGCACCUUUCUCCGCAAACCAUCCAUCCCACUCAAGGAAUCCGCAUGCACUCCACUCUUUUGGGCUGCAUUCGACUUGCGAGACGCCAAGGCGUGCAUCCACACCCAUUCGCAGCACGCCGUCAUGGCCACACUUCUCUGGCCAGGAAACGAAUUUCGGAUCGAAAAGUUGGAGAUGAUCAAGGGUGUAAGAUGGGGUGGUGUCGAGGGUACGAUGACCUAUGAAGACGAGCUCGUGGUGCCCAUCAUCGAGAAUACGCCACUUGAAGAGGAUCUGAGGCAUACGCUCGUCGAGGCGAUGAAAGCAUAUCCAAAGGCUGCUGCAGUCCUCGUUCGUAGACAUGGAGUCUACGUUUGGGGCCCGAGUUGGGAGUCGGCAAAGACACAGGCAGAGUGCCUUGAUUAUCUCUUUGAACUAGGUGUCAAGAUGAAACUCGCAAAUGUGCUUUGA